AUGGAAUGCCCUAUAUGUUCAGAACUGUUUAACGAAGGAGAAAACUGCCCACGUUUACUACGGUGCGGUCACACUUGUUGUGAGUUGUGCUUAAACCAGGUUAUAGAAGAAAACCAAAUCACGUGCCCGACAUGCCGAAGCAUUUCAGUGACAACAGGCACAGCAAGCUUGCCAAAAAAUUAUACAGUUCUCGAGUUUAUAGCUAAUACCAAAUCAGCUGAAUUAGUCACUUCAGCAAGAUCAAAGCUCCCAACUCAGUGUCAAGAGCAUCCUGAAGAAAAUGUUAUCAGAUAUUGCAUUGAAGAUUCCAAGCCAGUCUGUGCUGAGUGUAUUUUAUUGCAUAAAGGGCAUAAGCUUGUAAAAUUAGAUGACCCUGUUCUAGAAAGAAGAUAUGAAGUGAAAAGUUUAAUUGGAAAAGUCGAAGAAAUGCUUGGCGCUGCUCAUAAGAAAGAAGAGGAAAUUGAUAGCAGGAAGGAACAGCUUGUACAGUCAACAGAGAAAGAACUAGCAAGGAUUGAUGGGUAUUUCGCAAGAAUUUAUGACAAGCUGGAGCAGAAAAAACAAUUUUUGAAAGAAAAAAUAGAAGAGGAAUCACAGAUGUGCGAAGUAAGGCUGCAGACAGAUUUAAGCGAAAUUUCACAGUUUUCCGGAGAGCUGCAACAGUAUUUAGGAAAUUUGAAUUCUCUAAAUGCAAAAAUUGAAUCUAUGAGCCCUUUGGAACUGACAAAUUCCAACUGGUCUCAUACAAUAACAUCAAGCAAGCGCGAGGUUCAUAUGCUACUCUCUCAGUCCCAAAAGAUUUCUAUGAUUGAUUCGACUUCAGUCUUAUCCUCACGAGCACUUUUCAACCCUAAACCACUUGAGCAAGAAAUCAAUAAAUUUGGCAUGAUUACUGCAGGUGCCGACAUAAAUAACCCUGCAAUCUAUUGUUUUGGGACCCAAAAUACAGUCCUCAAAUUCAAUUUGGCAACUCAGCGAUGGUCUCAAACUGUUAUACUAGAAACCAACGGAUAUGAUUUUAAGAACUUUGCAUCAGCUGCAGCUCUUCCUAGUGGAAGCAUUUUGAUUACUGGAGGCACAAAAUCCAAUGAAGUUUAUGAAUUCAAAGAAAACCGCAUGAUAAAAAGAAAUAGCAUGCUCCAUGUAAGGUCGUCUCACAAUGCAGUUUAUUUCAACGGCUUUGUUUAUUGUAUUGGCGGCUAUAAUGGCUCAUCAUGGCAUGAUAAAUGUGAAAAAAUUUCUAUAGAGACAUUUGACACUUUGCCUAUUGCAAGCUUAAACUACAGGAGAUGUGCAUUUAGCUCGACAAUAGCUGGCAAUGAUAUAUACUUGCUUUAGCGAAUAUAAGCAUUUACCAGUUGCGGUUAUCCUAUUUUUCAAAUAGUAAUAAAAAGCGGUUAACUGUAAAAAUAGCUUUAUUUUCUAUAAAAUAGUUAUAUAUGUAUUUGGCGGCUAUGAUGGAACCAAAUAUUUAGACAACAUUGAGAGAUAUAGUGUGAUUAAAAAUAAAUGAGAAACUUUACCAUGUGUUUUGCAUAGGUCGCUGCAAAACACUGGGGCUGCUUAUUACUCAGACAACAAAAUCAUGGUUGCUGGGGGAUACAAUGAAAAAGGGACACUUAAUGUCAUUAGAAGUCUUGAUUUAGAAACCUUAGAGUGGACAACGUUGCCAAGCAUGGCGCACACCCGGUAUCUUAUGAAUAAAUUUCAUUUCUGCUCUGGCUGCGUAUUUGCUAUAGGCGGCUCCGCACAAGGUCAAAAUAUCGAAUAUUACAACAUUGCUGAAGGCAAAUGAAUCUCGACAAAGCCAUACAAAGACUUUACCGACGACACAAUGUAUAAAUGGGCUGCUGUUAUAACUCAAGACAGCGAGCCAGCAAGAGGCCCAUAG
Molecule: messenger RNA, 1891 nt
Organism: Blepharisma stoltei
Lineage: Eukaryota; Ciliophora; Heterotrichea; Heterotrichida; Blepharismidae
Source: the annotation of a GenBank genome assembly